UAAUAUAAUGAUAAGAGUGUUACUGAUUUUAAUCGUAAAUAUCCAGAGUUUUAAAGCAUAUAAAUUAAAUGAUCCUCCGCCAAUUUGUUCAUCUUACGAAAUGUUAAUAGUGAAUACUAAACAGUGUGUUUCCCGAUGUCCCAUACGUUGUAAAAAUGAAAUAUGUUUCGAAGAUGGAGAAUGUCCGUGUGAAAAUUCGUACAUAACAUCCUUUGGAGAUGGCUUGGUUUGUGGAAAACCCUGUCUUCCUGGUUGUAUACAGGCUGGUGGCUACUGUGCUGCACCUCAAAGAUGUAUAUGUACUCAAAAGGGAUCAUAUUUUGAUCCUGUUUCAAGGAAGUGCCAAAAAUAUCAUCUAUUUAAAGAUCGAUGUGGAGGGAGAUGUCUUUAUGGUAACUGUACGCAUGAUGGAAAGUGCAACUGUUUUGAAGGAUUUAAGUACAACGAUAAUUUAUUUGGACAGCUAUGUAGCCCCGUUUGUAAACAGGACUGCGGAAGAAGAGGAUACUGUUUCCUUCCGAACAUGUGUGCGUGUCGUAAAAAACAUUAUCACUACCAAUCUGAUGGGCUAUGUCAUAAAGAUGAUGAUUAUAUUUUUUAAUAUAAACUGUAUUUUCUUUUACGGUAAUAUUAUGUAAAACUUAGCUAGAAAAAUAAACUGCAUUUGUAAUACAUAUGUACUACCUA
This is a messenger RNA of Lucilia sericata (common green bottle fly), 687 nucleotides long. RefSeq names its product wnt inhibitory factor 1. The coding region runs from base 8 to 601 and encodes 197 amino acids. NCBI's taxonomy places the organism in Eukaryota, Metazoa, Arthropoda, Insecta, Diptera, Calliphoridae. The transcript is spliced from 3 exons. The record is from RefSeq and is a predicted model, not a curated record.